CAGCUGCCACCCACUUCCUCAUCAGGACAGUACAAGAAUCUCAGAAAGAUGAGCUCAUGGGUCAAUCAUCGCCUGAGAAAAGAUUCGCAGACCAGAGUCAACCACAAAUCCGUAAGCGAUCCGGAAGCGCUUUCGCAUAGUCAGCUAGUGCCACUGAUCGACGUUGGGGGCCAAAACUGUGCCGCAGCACCGGCUACCAACAUGGCUAGCUCCUGCUUUGUUGCACACUCCGAUUGGCUGCAUGCUCUCCAAAUGAUUGACCACCAUGCAUAGAUCCAGCCCAUGCUUACAGGGUACGAGAUGAGAUAUUCUCGUUUGGGCCUGCGCAUGUCAGCGCGAUGAAAUAAUAUUGCUGAAGACCUCCGAGCUCUUCCUGCUCACUCUCCGCUCACCAAGCGCCCAAAAUGUCUCCAAACCUUCUCCACGCCCGUCAAGAACCCCAACCCCUCGCAACAACCCUCAUCCAACCCACCACCACACUCGCUCUAUCCACAACCUUCACACCUCCGGCAUCAUGCGCGCUCCCCUCACAAAUCAACAUCCUUCCUCCACCCGGCUACCUAAUCUGGUGGAACGAGCCUGUCCCAUACACAAGCAUGACCAUCAGCUCCUGUUACCCUCCCGAAUUUUUGACUUCCUACACUUCAAUCGCGCCAACCACAGCGCGUGCCCUCGGGUCCUCAAUAGUGCCAGCCAUGAGUCCCUUGGUCUGCCCCGAGAACUUCUGCACACAGUAUGUUGGAGACAACAACUACAUCGCGUGCUGUCCGAGCGGAUACAAAUUUGCGACAACGGGGACGCCGGUGAUGAGUAACCGGCCUGCGUAUGGUGGAAUCUGCUACACGGACAUACCGAUUAGUCAGGAGUUGACGGCGGUGAUGUACGACUCUACUGGUUCAGCGCACCAGGAGGUGUGGGCACCCAGUACGACUGGGGCGCAGGGGUGGGCGCAUCCUAUUGAUGGGUGGGCGGCGAGUAGCGCUGUGGUAGGAUGUACGGUCAAGCGUGCAACAUCGAGUGGUGGAACGAGUUCGUCUUCAGUAGCGACGUCUGAUGCCGUGAGUACCAUUGUGUCUUCGACGAAGGAGAAAGCGAGGAAGGCACCGGGCGGCGUGAUCGCUGGUGCUGUGCUGGGGGCACUUGUUGCGCUUGCUGCGAUUCUUGCGCUAGUUCUGUUUCUAUUGCGCCGGAGGAAGCGUGCGAAACAGGAUGUUGGCGGUGGAGAGCAGAUGUCGCAGAGUGAUGAUGGCACGCCCCAUCAGGUGGAGGGCGCGCAGAUCCACCAAAAAGAUGGGGACACUGCGCGUGUGGAGGUGCAUGCUGUCCCUUCUAUGGCCGAGCUGGACUCAAGCAGAGGCGGCGGCACUCAUGAAAUGGGGACAGGGCCGGAGCGUGUGUCUGAAUUGCCAGCUGGAAAUGAUGGGCGGGUGGACAAAAAGCAUGCUCUAUAGGCAACAAGAUGUAUGAAGAAGGUUCAUUGGCAUCGUUUAAGUAUCGGUGGGGUAAACGUGGGUAUCAUUGC
This is a messenger RNA of Macroventuria anomochaeta, 1522 nucleotides long. RefSeq lists its product as uncharacterized. Bases 405 to 1451 code for a protein of 348 amino acids. The transcript has a single exon. NCBI's taxonomy places the organism in Eukaryota, Fungi, Ascomycota, Dothideomycetes, Pleosporales, Didymellaceae. The record is from RefSeq and is a predicted model, not a curated record.